CUCUCCUCUUCGAUCUUCACCGUCUCUUCCAUUUCCAUUUUUGCCUGUUUUCUUCCAAACUCAGAAAAGCACCUUCCACCAAUCUGGGACAAAUCAGAUCCUUUCUACCACUAUCAUUUCCAUCGUCAAAAACGCUUCAAUCUCUGCCCAUUUUUCCAUCUCUCUCUUCAUAAAUCAUGCUCUUCUCCCUGUUUCUUGCUCGCUGUCGUGUUCUGUGAUAGAUCACUCGACUUCGUGUCGGGAACUAUUUGCUGAUUUUGAAUCUGGAAAGGUGAUUUGUUUCGCCGGAGCCUGUUCGGAGAUCCCAUGGCUAGGACCAGAUCGUCCUCCAGCAAAUGGAGGUUUUGUAACCCAUCGUAUUACCUGAAGAGGCCGAAGCGUUUGGCUUUUCUUUUAGUGACAUUCGUUUGUGUUAGCUUAGUAGUUUGGGACCGGCAGACUCUGCUCAGAGAACAUGAGGACGAGCUUGCUAAGUUAAAUUCUGAGGUGGUACGAUUGAGAAGUCUGAUAGAAGAAGUUAACGAUAAGCCACAGAAUACUAUUGCCAAAGUUCAUGUGGAGGCCAAGAAGGAGGUUGACGAUCCUAUUGAUGCCGAGCGAAGAGAGAAAGUCAAAGAAGCAAUGACUCAUGCCUGGAGUUCCUAUGAGAAGUAUGCUUGGGGACAAGACGAGCUGCAGCCACAAACAAAAGGUGGUAUCAAUAGCUUUGGUGGUCUUGGAGCAACGUUAAUAGAUUCUCUUGAUACGUUGUAUAUCAUGGGUCUCGAUGAGCAAUUCCAAAAAGCUAAAGAGUGGGUUGAGAAGUCUUUGGAUUUCAACAAGAAUUAUGACGCCAGCGUUUUUGAGACAACCAUAAGAGUAGUAGGUGGACUUCUCAGUGCAUAUGAUCUCUCCGGUGACAAAGUGUUUCUUGACAAGGCUAGAGAUAUAGCAGAUAGGUUGCUUCCAGCAUGGGAUACCCCCUCAGGAAUCCCUUAUAACUUCAUAAAUUUGGUUAAUGGAAGACCUCAUAAUCCUUCAUGGACCGGGGGUUUUAGUAUCCUUGCAGAUGCUGGUACGGAGCAGCUUGAGUUCAUUUCUCUAUCACAAAGGACGGGAGAUCCAAAGUACCAGCAAAAGGUUGAGAAUGUUAUAUCACAGCUCAGUAAAAGUUUCCCCGACGAUGGGCUGCUUCCCAUUUACAUUGAUCCAACCGAAGGAAAAGCAUCACAUGCAACGAUAACUUUUGGUGCCAUGGGCGACAGCUUUUAUGAAUACUUGCUCAAAGUGUGGAUACAGGGAAACAAAACUUCUGCUGUAAAACAUUACCGGGAAAUGUGGGAGAAGUCAAUGGAAGGUCUUUCAAGCUUGGUUAGGAAGUCAACCCCAUCAUCUUUCACUUAUAUUUGUGAGAAGAGUGGAGAUUCCCUCACCGACAAGAUGGAUGAACUUGCAUGCUUUGCUCCAGGAAUGAUAGCUUUGGGAUCAUCUGGUUAUGAUUCUGAAGAUUCUAAGAAGUUCUUAACGCUUGCAGAAGAGCUUGCUUGGACGUGCUAUAAUUUCUAUCAGACCACCCCAACAAAAUUAGCUGGAGAGAACUACUUCUUCCACUCUGGAGAGGAUAUGAGCGUUGGUACAUCUUGGAAUAUAAUGAGACCAGAGACAGUAGAAUCAAUCUUUUACCUCUGGCGUCUGACUGGCAACAAGACAUACAAAGAGUGGGGUUGGAACAUAUUUCAAGCAUUCGAAAAGAAUUCCCGGGUGGAAUCGGGUUACGUCGGGCUGAAAGACGUCAACACAGGUGUAAAGGACAACAUGAUGCAAAGUUUCUUCCUUGCAGAGACACUGAAAUAUCUGUAUCUUCUCUUUUCACCAACUUCAGUCAUUCCUUUGGAUGAAUGGGUGUUCAACACAGAAGCUCACCCUCUACGCAUUGUACCCCGGAACGAGGAAGGAGGAUAUCCUGAAAGAUCAGACGAGAAACGCAAGCCAUACAUACGGUUGCGUAGCAGGAAGGAAGGUCGGUCCGAUUGAACACGCGUUUUACUGCAUUCUAAUUCUUGGUAGAGUUGAUUUAUAGACGAAAACCUGAAGCAUCCAUCCUAUAUUAUAUAUAGUGUUAUUGUUAGAUGUUCCUUCUGGGAAUAAUGCUGCGGCUCUCAUAUGAUGAUGAUGCUUAGACGGAAUUUGUUUGUAAAAGAUGUAAUAUUUAGAUAAAUGUUGAUGAAGGAUUUUGUUUUUAUUUGCUUGAGUUGCUUCAACAUCCCAUAGCAGGAAUGAUAUGAGAUUCUUUUUUGUUUGCAU
This is a messenger RNA of Cucurbita pepo subsp. pepo (vegetable marrow), 2283 nucleotides long. Lineage: Eukaryota; Viridiplantae; Streptophyta; Magnoliopsida; Cucurbitales; Cucurbitaceae. The record is from RefSeq and is a predicted model, not a curated record.